CAGGGUGACGCUGUCCAUGGUGGCGGCACCAGGGCAGGUGACGGUUCCUGUGCCGUCAAUGCCACCCUGGCUGUGCCCACAGGAGCCGACCUGGAUGCAGGACGAGGAUGAGGAGCUGUGGCCCGAGUUCCCUGCCAGCAGCCCCACGUCCCCCCUGUCCCCCACAUCCCCCACAUCCCCCAUGUCCCCAACAUCCCCCCUGUCCCCCACAUCCCCUAUGUCUCCCACGUCUCCCACAUCCCCCACAGCUGGCACCAUCGAGGGCUUGGGGGGCAGUGAGAGGGGUGCUCCAACGGGGGGGCCACGGAGCAAGGUGUCCCCUGGGCCAGUGGGGCAGAGGCCAAGGCUGGAGGGGGCCGUGGGGAGGCCACGUUCGAGCACUCGGGCCCACGGGCGCAGCGCCAUCCUGGAGAAGUUUGGAGGGGCAGCCACGGGGCCAGCCCCAAACCUGAAGCGGGUGGGGGGCACGGCCACGGUGAAGGCGAUGCUGCUGGAGUGGUGCCGCGCCAGGACCCGCGGGUACGAGUACGUGGACGUGCAGAACUUCUCGGGGAGCUGGGGCAGCGGCCUGGCCUUCUGCGCACUCCUGCACAGCUUCUUCCCUGACGCCUUCGACUACGGCAGCCUGGAGCCGGGCGCGCGGCGCCACAACUUCACCGUGGCCUUCACCACCGCCGAGGAGCGGGCGGGCUGCGCCCCGCUGCUGGACGUGGAGGACAUGGUGCGAAUGGCGGUGCCCGACGCCAAGUGCGUCUACACGUACCUGCAGGAGCUGUACCGCUGCCUCGUGGCCAAGGGGCUGGUGAAGACCAAGAAGCGCUGAGCGGGGUCCCCGCGGUUCCCCCCGGGGACACCCCCUGCUGCGGUCCCCACUAGUAAAGGCUGUGGUGAUGGA
Molecule: messenger RNA, 895 nt
Organism: Pezoporus flaviventris
Lineage: Eukaryota; Metazoa; Chordata; Aves; Psittaciformes; Psittacidae
Gene: SMTNL1
Product: smoothelin like 1
Exons: 6
Coding region: 17-823 (268 amino acids)
Biological process (GO): actin cytoskeleton organization
Cellular component (GO): filamentous actin; microtubule organizing center
Molecular function (GO): protein binding
Source: RefSeq, a predicted model, not a curated record